UACAGUUAGAAAAAUGGCUUCGGAAACUGACCAUUUGACCAGAACAGCAAGCAACGUCAGAGAGAAGGUAGUUGCUAAUGCAGAAAUAAAGAAGAUUGACAGUUUAUCAAGCACAGUGAAAAGAUUACAUCUUUAUGUUGAAAACAAAGAUUUCUCUUUCAAAGCUGGCCAGUGGGUUGACAUGUUUAUUCCUGGAUUAGACACGGUUGGAGGAUUCUCAAUGUGCUCAUCUCCUGACUUUCUGAUCCGAACCAGAAUUCUUCAACUAGCAGUGAAAGCUUCACCUCAUCCACCAGCACAUUGGGUCCACACACAAUGCCAGGUCGGGGACACCGUAAAGCUGAGAGUUGGUGGAGAUUUUUAUUACGACCCUCAGCCUCAUACAAAAGAUCAUGACCUCUUGUUGAUUGCCGGAGGCGUAGGUAUUAACCCUCUGUUCAGCAUACUCCAGCACUUCCUGUUUCUUCACUCUGGUCAAGUAGAAGCAGACGUGGGCAGCAGGUUCAGCCAAGACAAGAGUGUCUCACUUUUGUACAGUGCAAGAAAUGCAGAAGAGCUGAUAUUUCAGACAGAGCUGAUAGAAAUGACCGAAAAAUAUGACAAUCUUCUCCUGAAAAUGUUCAGUACACAAGGAGCAGUUGAACACUGUAAAUAUAUAACAGAAGGACGAAUCCAGCUCAAGGAUGUUAAGAAUGCAGUAUCCGCCUUGGACAGGGAGAAGACAAUGGUAUAUAUUUGUGGCCCUCUACCUUUCAUUGAGAAAAUGAAAUCUUACUGCUUGGACUGUGAUAUUUCAGAGGAUCGAGUUAAUUUUGAGAAAUGGUGGUGA
Messenger RNA from Candidula unifasciata, 829 nucleotides. NCBI's taxonomy places the organism in Eukaryota, Metazoa, Mollusca, Gastropoda, Stylommatophora, Geomitridae. The record is from the annotation of a GenBank genome assembly.